AUGGGCUCCCCAGACCUGAACCUCCGGCCCGCCUUACUCGCUACCUGCAAGACCAUCUACGCCGAAGCCAUCCACUCACUCUACCUCGACAAAACCUUCAGUUUCAAACUCGACAAAUUCAGGACAAUGUCGUACCUCAACGCGGACCAAUUCUUCACGCACGCGCCCUGCCGCCUCGACCUGAUCAAGAACGUCGAACUGCACGACUGCGUCGGGCAUGAAUUCAACCAGCAAGUCUCCUCGCUCAUCAAAAUGCUCAUCAAGAGGGAUUUGAGAUGGGAUACGCUCGGGUUCAGAUAUGUGGAUUUUUUUAGGAAGUGUAAGGCUGUGCUGAAGGAGAAGUUGGAGGGCGCGCUGAGGGAGGGGCUGGUGAAGGAGGUCAGGGUUUAUUUGCCCAGAGUGGAUAAGGGGUUUUUGAGAAGCAUUAUGCAGAGGGAUAGGGAUAGGCAGAAGCUGGAUGCCAAGGUGGUGGGCGGUGGUGUGUUGGAAAGGGUUUUGAGCUAUGUGGGUAAUGUGAUCGAUUCGUAA
This is a messenger RNA of Bacidia gigantensis, 528 nucleotides long. RefSeq lists its product as uncharacterized. The transcript has 2 exons. NCBI's taxonomy places the organism in Eukaryota, Fungi, Ascomycota, Lecanoromycetes, Lecanorales, Ramalinaceae. Bases 1 to 528 code for a protein of 175 amino acids. The record is from RefSeq and is a predicted model, not a curated record.